Molecule: messenger RNA, 1196 nt
Organism: Coffea eugenioides
Lineage: Eukaryota; Viridiplantae; Streptophyta; Magnoliopsida; Gentianales; Rubiaceae
Product: histone chaperone RTT106-like
Exons: 3
Coding region: 348-950 (200 amino acids)
Source: RefSeq, a predicted model, not a curated record
GCCCAAACUGCCCGCAAGAUCACGGGCAGCACUCUCAGUAACACUGACAUCCAAACACUCCCUUACCACUAUGGCUCCUUCAUCAUCAUCUCAUUCCUUCUCACAGCUGCUGCUUCUCAAUCAUCUCUUUUUUACCCUUUGAUUUUUUAUAUCUAUAGCUUCACCUAUACAUACGUCCAUCUCUCGCCCUCUGAUUUCUCUCUCUGCUUCAUCCGACGGUCCACAAUGAACGCCGCCUCUCUUCUCUGUUUCCCCUGGCUUUAGCUCUCCAAUCUCUCAGAUCUGCUGCAUCCAACCUCAGAUCUACUCUUCUGGUUUAAUUUUUCGCACUGUAGCGUACUGAAGAAAUGGAAAUAUUAGCUAGUAGUUUUGACGAAACGAUGACGUUUAACGUCGUUAAUCCGGGUGUGCUAACGUGCGCCGGGGAAGCAGUGGUUUUAUUAGCUGCAGCUGUUGUCUCGGCUUUGGUCAAAACUUCCCUCGUUGUUCUCACGCAGGAGUACCUCAAUCUGCUAAGAAACAAGCCCAAAAUGAGAGGAGACACUGAAACCUACUGCCCAUGCAAGCAACUUGAUGCAGAGGGGGGCGAUGGUGAGGAUGACGACGAUGAUGAUGAGGAUGACGGUGAAGGUGAGGAGGACUUGUCGUCUGAAGAUGGGGAUGAUUUUGGCAGCAACCCCAACAAUAACAAGAGCAAUCCUAAGAAGGGUCCAGGUGCAGGAGGAGGAUCAGGUGGGGCGGAAGAGAAUGGUGAGGAUGAUGAUGAUGAUGACGACGAUGAUGGCGAAGAUGACCAAGAUGAAGACGACGACGAUGACGACGACGGUGGUGAUGAAGAAGAAGAUGGUGGUGAAGAAGGUGAAGAGGAAGUUGUCGAGGAAGAGGACGAGGAAGAGGAAGACGAUGAAGAGGAAGAAGCUCUGCAGCCCCCAAAGAAGAGAAAGAAGUGAAUCUGAAGAAAGAAUAAUCCAUUCUCCUUGUAUCCAUAUGUGACUUAUUUGCCAACUCCUCGGCUCAUACUGGGAGGACCAGGUCUAUCUAGGAUAAAUGUUAUCUUGCAAUUAAAUUUCCAUAGAACGGUUAGAGUACUUUGUAUGACUGCAACUGUGGCAAAUUUGAAGAGAGUGCAUAAAUUUGGCAGUUUAACAGUUGACCGAUUUAAAAAAAAACAAUAAACGUCCAAGGUCAAUUGCUAA